Messenger RNA from Salarias fasciatus (jewelled blenny), 1121 nucleotides. RefSeq lists its product as uncharacterized. Bases 214 to 717 code for a protein of 167 amino acids. Gene Ontology annotation, biological process: negative regulation of smoothened signaling pathway. The record is from RefSeq and is a predicted model, not a curated record. NCBI's taxonomy places the organism in Eukaryota, Metazoa, Chordata, Actinopteri, Blenniiformes, Blenniidae. The transcript is spliced from 3 exons. Gene Ontology annotation, cellular component: ciliary membrane; Golgi apparatus.
CACAAGCUGCAGGAGAGGGGGAAACAGCCGCCGUGCGUCCAGAUGGGAGUAUCCCCGGUGGGGAAGCGGAGACCCGGGCCGUGAGGAGGCGGAUCUAAAGCCGCUCCAGACCUGAACUCAGGACAUCAUCAGGACGAAGCCCAUCGCCUCCCGGGCUGGAGAGGAGCCGCAGCGUCCCGGCCGGGCGGCGGGCACCAUGACGAGCCGGGAGAGAUGGAUAAACUGACCGUGGUCUCGGGAUGCCUCUUCCUCGCUGCGGACGUCUUCGCCAUCGCGAGCCUCGCCAACCCGGACUGGAUCAACACCGGAGAAUCAGCUGGCUCCCUGACCCUGGGCCUGGUGCGGCAGUGCCAGACCCUCCACGGCCGGGCCCGGACCUGCGUCCCGCCGCGGCUGCCCAGGGAGUGGCUGGCCGCGCUGCUCCUCAUCGUCCUGGGCAUCGUGUCGCUCAGCGCCGCCUGCGGCCUGCUGGUGGCGUCCCUCUGGCGCCAGGAGGCCGGCCGAUACGCCCGCUGGGUGGCCUUCGCCGGCAUGGUCCUCCUCUGCAUGGCGGCGCUCGUCUUCCCCGUCGGCUUCUACGCCAGCGAGGUGGGGGGGCAGCCCUACAAGCUGCCCAGCGGCACGGCGGUGGGCUCCUCCUACGUGCUCUUCAUCCUCUCCAUCUUCUUCGCCAUGGUGGGGCUGCUGUUCGCCGGGAAGAUCUGCCUGCCCGGCUGACGCCGCUCCGCUGACCGCUCCAACUUCCUCUUAGCCUUACAAUGUCUUUAAAAAACCACCUCAAAGCUGUUGUCUCUUCUCAAACGGACCGUGAGCCUGAGCUGAAGCCUUGUUCCUCAGAAAGAUGUUAGUUCCGCUGCUCCAUGAGGGUGUUGGUGUUUUAGAAACCUUGCCUUAAAGACCUGCUGACCUUAACUCUCUGAGGGUUUCGUAUCGUGGAAGGAGUCGGUCCGGCGGUCCGGUGGAGCAGUGGAGCGGCGUGGAGGCCGUUCCCAGCAGGUCAGACCGUCUGUGGCCUCUCUGUUACCUCUUCCUGUUGAUGCCUGUGUGUGUGUAUACAUGAGGGGACGGUCGCUGUACGCCGUUACCCAGAAGCACCGGUGUUUGUGAAUCAGCAUGAGCGG